AGCACAACACUUCUCUUUACAGGUAAUAGAUACAGAGACAGUGUAAGAAUAUGGCCACUAUGACUGAAGAAAACCCCGUAUUGAUGAGGCUCAAGGUCCUUGCGACUGAAAAAGACACCGUAUGGAUGGGGUUCAUGGACAUCGUUCCUGUCAUCGGGACCGUGAAAGAGGCAGUGGAGCUGGUGCUGGCUGUGUACGAAGGGAAUGAAGCGGUGAUAAAGGAGAAAGAGAAGGCCGUUGAAAAUAUAGUAAAAGAGUCACUGAAAAUACACGAGAAGGAAAACUAUGAGAAAAAGUUGACUCUAGCUGAGAAACCAGCACCAGCAGCAGCUGCAGAGGAAUUUUCUGGACUCAGAAAUGUGAGAGUGGUCAGAAAGGAAAUGAUUAUUGAAUAUAUGGUCAAAGGUUCCAAAAGGGGAACAAAACCUCAAACUCAAGCUCAGCAGAAAGAGAGACAGAAAAAAGUGGAGGCCAUUAGGGAAGACAUGUUAAGAAAGAUCCGUAUCCUCAAAUCAAACUUCAAUGAGGAGCUGAAGGAAGAACUGGGAAGGUCAAAAAGAGGCGAACAUGUCUUCAACAAUGACAUUCUUAAAUUCCAUUUCAAGGUGCUGACUGACUUUAUACAAAUAUGUCAUAUUGAUAAUCUACGAGGAUAUAAUCAGCAGGCAAUGAAUGAAUUAGGCAGACACACACUUACCCAAAGCUCAGCAACAGAUAUUCAGACAAACAUGGUGGUUCACUUUGGUGAGGAUGAAUUCUAUGUGAAUGCGAAUGGUGUGAUGUAUGGUGAAUAUUGCAGAGCACUGCGUGCUGCUAUAUUAGCUUUGCUGGGCCACAUAAACCCAGAAGACGUGACACAAGAGGAGAGACAAAGCGUGAAUUUUAUCAUAGAUAAUAUGAACAACUUCAAAAUCUAUGUGGACCAACUGGCAGAGGUCACAUGGAUUGGCAAUAAUGCGACUAGACGGGCCCGGUUUGAACAGGUAAGAAAGGAAGUUGUGACCAUGUAUAACACAGAUCGUGGGGUUGGAUGGUGCAUUCGCAUUCUGAAUCAAGUUGCACCUUUGUUUGGACAUAGACAGUGAGUUUAUUUCUCCUGUUCAGGGUUGCCAGGUUUCCUUUCAAAAUUUCCAGAUCAAUUACAUCCUAAAUCCCACAGACCUGAAAAUAGCUCAAAAAAGGACACUGGAAUAAACAAACACCAGUAUUUUCUUUCCAACAAAAGUUCACAGUGUAUAUACAUUUGUAUAUUUGCAAUAUUUCCAAAACACUUAGUGUCAGAGUUUUGUCAUCCAUUCACUGUUAUGACUGUUAUCAUCUCCAUAAUCCUGUUUUUCCUCUCCCAACCUGUACAGAAAUGGCUUCGUACAUUUUCCAUACAUUACACUUUCCCUUUGGUUGCCAUAGCCAGUGGUUUUAUUAACUUUACUUUAGGCCUAAUGGUUAGAGAGUCAGACUCGUAACCCAAAGUUUACAUCACUUUCACUUUUCACUUUAAAUUUAAAUCUGAUAAUUUUCUUUAAAACAAGAUCUAGGUUUUAUUUUUAUUUUUUACUUUCAAACAAAAGACACCACACAUGGACUUCCUUUUUCUACCACAACCUUGUUCCAAAACUGAAAAAGCUGACUUUGGCAACCCUGUUCCUUAAAAUGAUCCAUUUUACUAAAAUAAUAUAAUAAAAAUGCUAAUUUCCAACAUAAAGAUUAAUGCACACCGCUAAAUGUCUGUAAUUAAAAAUUAAAGCUUCGUCUGAUAACAAGUUGAAGUUUAGUUCUUAUUAAAAUGACUGUGUUAAUGUGAAGCAGAACGAGGAUGUUGGAGGCAUUUAAAUUCCUCCUCCCAAUUUAUUUACUCCAUCAAAGUCAAGAAGGAGUCAUGAUCAUGUGCAGAGAUUUAGGGCUCUGUAGUAUUGCUCUAAAAUUUAAAAACACUUAUGUAAUUGAAGAGAACAUGAGGAUUAAUGAUUAUCAUCCAGCCAUCAUGGAUUUUAAUGCAGCACUUCUUCUCUAAAGACACUCUAAAUACAUACUCUCAGAGCUUUGAGAAAAACAACAUGUUUGGAUAUGUGGGUAUGGUACAAGUUUAUAUUAAAGAUGUAUACAUUAUUAUUUAACUUAAUAGCACAGCUUGUAGCUUAUUACACAGACAUCCUCACUGGUAUUGAAACUUCUUCAGUUUUCAGAUGAUUCAUGCUGAUGAUUGAAUUAUGAUAUUUUACAAUUUACUCUAAUUAUCUGAUUAUGGUUACUGACUCAUUUUGUUUUGCUAAUCUCAUUAUGAUCUGUAAUAUUGAAUUGUUUCUAAUGCAAAAUUCCUGGAAAACAUAUUAAGCUGCAUUUACAUGUAUAGAACAAGCACCAUGGAAAUGUGUUUAAAAUUAAAUAAAGUGAUUACUAACAACCUA
Messenger RNA from Carassius auratus (goldfish), 2405 nucleotides. RefSeq lists its product as uncharacterized. Bases 51 to 1085 code for a protein of 344 amino acids. The record is from RefSeq and is a predicted model, not a curated record. NCBI's taxonomy places the organism in Eukaryota, Metazoa, Chordata, Actinopteri, Cypriniformes, Cyprinidae. The transcript has 3 exons.